Messenger RNA from Plasmodium berghei ANKA, 4857 nucleotides. RefSeq names its product conserved Plasmodium protein, unknown function. The transcript has a single exon. NCBI's taxonomy places the organism in Eukaryota, Apicomplexa, Aconoidasida, Haemosporida, Plasmodiidae. Bases 1 to 4857 code for a protein of 1618 amino acids. The record is from RefSeq and is a predicted model, not a curated record.
AUGGCUAGUGAUAUGCUUCAUGUUAUGAAUAAAAGUAAGGAGUUGGGUGAAAUAUUUAUGAAUUAUUUUAAUAAUGAUGCUUUAAGUAUUAAAUAUAUAAAUGAUUGUAAAAAUGGUGAAUCUUUAGAACUUUAUGGAUGUUUUUAUCUUGUUCAUUCGGACUCAAUUUGGAAUAGGGGUGGAGAUAAACGUCCAGAAUCAGAUUUUUUUGAAAAUAUAACAUUUUUAUCAUUUUGUUAUAUGAACAAGUUAAUAGAAAAAUAUUACAAUAAUUACAAUUAUGCUGACAAAAUAAAUAUUCGAAAUAAUUUCAUUAAUGUUUUAUUUGGAUUGUCACUAGAGUUUAAUCAUUCUAUAAAUAUGGAUAUGCUAAAUAUAAAAGAGAAAUCUUUAGACUUAUUUAAAAAAAAUUUAAUGGAAGUAUUUAUAAAUGAAAAUAAUAAUUAUUUGAUGUCAAAUUUUAUGAACUGUUCAGAUUGUUAUUUUAUUCGUUCAUAUUCAAAUUCGGCAAAAAAUAAAUAUUCACAAAUAUUAAGCAUAAUAUGCAUGUAUAAUGAUUAUACAUAUUUUCGAUAUUUAUAUAAUUUUAUUUUAUAUUUUAUGGUUGUGUUUUUGAAAAAAAAAAUGGAAUAUAUUGCAUUGCCAGGGGGAACUCAAGAUCCAAUACAAUUGAAACGAAAAAUUCAUGAAAUAUUUUUUAAACAAGGAAAUGAAGGAAUUGAAGAAGAAAAAAAAAAUGAAUAUUUUAGCGCAUUAUUACACAUUAGUAUAAAUUUUUUAAAAGAAAUAUUUUAUACAAUAACUAAUGAUAGUUUUACAAAUAUACUAACAAGACAACAGUUUAACAUGUUUAGAACAAUCAUAAUAAAUGACAUAAAUGAGCUUUUUAAUUUUAUUUAUACAUGUUUUUAUUAUUUUAUUUUAUUAAAAAAAAAAAAUGAAUUUAUUUUAUUAAUGCAAUGUAUUAAGGAGCUAUCUUUUUUUUCUCCAAUCCAUUUAUUUUUUAGUAGCUCAUAUAUGUCACCUAUUAAUUUUUUACUAAAUGUUUUAGUUUUGCCGCUUCGUAAUAAUAUGAAAAAAAAUGAAAAUAUAUAUCAAAAAUCAUUUAACAAUAGUUUAUCAAAUACACAAAACAAUGAACCUUUGAUUAUCAUAACUCCCGAAGAAUUUAAUUAUUUAUAUACACGUUAUAUAUAUAGUAAAAGUCAGAAUAUGGAACUAAUAGAAUUUCCACAUUUUAAUGAAUGCAUUAAUAAUUUUGUUAAUAAUUCAAACAUACAAGAAAUAAUAUUAACAAUAUUUUCAAACAUAAUAGAAGGUGUAUCUAAAAUAAAUAGUAAAACUUUUUUACAAAUUAAUGAAAAUGAACUUAUGAAUUUUUUAGAAAAAUUUUUUAACAUAGAUUUAAAUUAUUAUGAUAUAAAACAUUACGAUUUUGAAAAUGUGUAUAUUAAAAUGAUUAUGAACAUAUCAGCUAUUCCAGUAUCAAACUAUUUACACAAAAAAGAAAAUAAAAUAAAAUGUAUAAAUAUGUAUAUAAUUAAUAUAUUUAAAAAUAUACAUCAUCCAAAUGUUAAUAUCUUAAUUUAUAUUUUAACUAUUUGUAAAAAUAUUUUUGAAAAAAAUCGAGACUUAAUUUUUAUAAAAAAUCACCAACUUGAUCAAAUUCAAAAUGAACAAAAUAAUAUUUACAAGUUAGAAAAAAAUGCAUUAUUAAAUGAUGAUAAUGCAAAGAAAUAUAAUCAAGAUUUAUUUAUAAUAACUAUUGACGAUUUAAAGAAAUUAUUUACUCUCAUAUUUAUACGGUAUAUAAGAAUACCAAUAUAUAAGGAUUCAAAUUCUUUAAAUAAAAAAUUUAUGUUACAAUUUUUUACAAGUUAUAUAAAUGAAUAUAACGAAAAAUGGUUUGACGCAUAUAAUAAAUACACUAUUCACGAAAUAGAUAAUAAUGAUAACAAUUUCCAAUUUGAAAUGUAUACGAAUAUGAUAACAAAAGACAAUGCUUCAAUUAAUAAUAAUAUAAUGAGGCAACGGAUAUGUUUACUUAUAAAAACGAUAAUGGGUAUGAAUCAUGAGGUAUAUAAUAUAGCAGUUAAUGUGUUUUGUGAUUUCUUUAAAUUUUAUAAUAGUAUAAAUGUUGAUAACUUAUUCAACGAAAUGAUUAAAUAUAAGGAUUGUUUUGUUUAUUCUUUGUUGGAAAUGUAUUAUGAAAUGUUAACAUUUUUAAUUAAUGUAUUAAAAGAUUGUAAAAAUAUAAUAAUGGAAAAAAACCAUAAAAUAAAUGAAGAUAUAAUUUCAUAUCAACUUUCUACAUGUACAACAGAUUCUAAUAACGAAAGUUGGUCAAAGGAUCAGUUUAUUCAAAACAAAAAAAACAUGUUAAUUUGUAUUGAUCAAGAAAUCGAUAAAUUGUUAGCUUUUGAGAAAGAAAAAGAAAAAAUGGAAUCGAUUCAGAUGUGUGGAAAACAAAAUGGAAAUAAAAUGAAUUUUGAUGAAAAUGAAAAUGUAAAAAUUUUGAGAGAAGAAAAGAAUCGUAUUAAUUUAGUAUUGCAUAUUAUUAAAUGUAUAAAUAAAUAUAAAUCUUCUCCAUAUUAUGAAAUAGACAAUAAUUGUAUAAAUAAUUUAUUAACAUGUUAUAAACAAAUAUCCGAAAACGAUUUUAUUAAUUUUAUAAAUAUAUCAAAAAAUUUGAUUUUAUUUGAAAUAAAAAGAUUAGAAUUUAUUUCAGAAAAUUCAUAUAUAUUAAAUUAUAAAAAAGAAUAUGCGUUUUUUAUGAUGGAAAAUUUAUUUAAAAAUAUUUUACAAAAUAAUCAUAAUUUUAGUUUAGAAUUAAAAAAAAAUUAUUUUUCUAUAUUUUCAUCAAUUGUUGAAAAUUUAAAAAACCAUUUAACAAAUGAUAUGAUUCAUAACAUUUUGAAAACAUUUCUUGAGUAUAAGAAAUCUACAUCUAUGGGAUCAGGAAAUGAAUCUGUUUUUUCUACUUCGUCAUUUAAACAUAACAAAGAAUUUUCUCUUUUUAUUCUUGUUUUAAUAUCUUCACUUAAUGUUGACAAUAUAAAUGACAACAUCGAAUAUAUUCAAAUUAUAAUGAAUGAACCAAUAGAAUUUCUAAACAAUUUUAAUAAACAAGUUACAAACUUUCAAAAUCUCUAUAAUUUUUUAUAUACAAAUGAUAAUUCACUAAUUACAGCAAACUAUUUAUUUGACACAUAUAAAAUAGUACAAAAUUUUUUUUCCAAAUUUUCAUAUAAUAAAAUUAAAAGAAUAAUUAACAAACAAAAUAUGAUAAAAUUAUCAAAUUUUCCAAAUUAUGGAAAUCUAGAACUAAGUAGUGAUAUCAUUUAUAAAUUAGCAAAUAAUAAUAUAUUACUAAUAAAUGAAAAUCAAUUUUUACAAAUUUCUAUGAACUUAUUUGCUAACUCAAUAUCUAUACUAUCUAUAUAUAAUGGUUUUAUACAUAACGAUAUAAAUAGUUUAAUUUUUGAAGCAUGCCCUAUAUUAUAUUCAGAUAUUAAUUAUUUUUAUUUGGGAAAAAAAGAAAGAGGAAUAGCCAUUAUGUAUAAUAGAAAAUAUAAAAACUUAAAAAAAACGGAAUCGUUUUCAAAUAUUGAAAAUAUACAAAUAAAGAAUAGACCAACUAAUAAUAAUUAUGAUAGUUUGAAAAAAUUUGGAAAAAUAAAUUUUGUAUCGUUACAUGAAAAUGCAUGUAAUGUAAUAAAAAUAUAUAUAGAGGAAGAAUUUAUAUUUAUUAAUAAUAAUAUAUUGAAUAUAUUUAAUGAUGUCUUAUCUUUGGGUUUACAACAUAAUCCAUAUACAUAUGUUAAUCAUAAUAUAUUAUCAAUUUAUUUAUUUUUGAGUCAAAAAAUAAAACAUUUAAUUAUGAAUAAAAAUAUGAAUGAGUUAAUAAUUGAUUGGUUUACUAAAAUAUUUUCUGUUUUUUUUGAAAAAAAAUUUAAUUAUUUUAAACAAGAAAAUGAAUUUAUUAAAAAAGUUAAUUCACAUUUGAGUAAUGAAACGGAUAUUAGGGAAGAAGAUUAUUCGAUGUAUUGUGAUAUGCUAUAUAGAAAUAAAAAAUACAUUUUUAAUUUUUUCAAAAUAUGCAAAAAUUUAUUUAUAAUACCUAAUGAGUUAAUUGUGUCUACAAAUUCUAGUCAUAAUUCCAAUAUAAUUGGAGAAUAUUCUGGAGAUAAAAAUAAAAUUUAUUUUUAUUAUUAUUUAUUUAAUAGUGAUAAAAUAGGUUUAUUCAAUUAUUUAUUACCAACAUUUGAAUUCCUUUUAAAUAGCUAUGAUUGCAAUAUUACCAAACAAUGUUUAUCAUGCCUUAUUGAUUUAUCCGAUUCAAUAUGUGUAUUACCAACAUUUAAUUCUUCAACUAGCUUUUUUAUUUUAUUACAAAUCAUGAAAAUAAUUUUACAUGGAUUUUUAUUAUAUAACCCUCCAAUGCUAACAUUACAACAAAAUAUGAAUGAAAAAAAAAAUAUGAACAAUAUUUUAUUUAGCCAAUAUGACGAAAAUAAUAUAGAUGUUUAUAUUGGAGAAAUGAGUAUAUUUACUAAAAAUGAUCCACAAGAAGUUAAUUCCUUUUUAAAUAUUUUUACAUCCACAUUUAUUAAAAUAUGCAAAAAUUAUUUCCUUUUACAAAAAAAUAUUUUUAAUAAUAUAAACGAAAAUACGAGUUUUAAUGAGCUAGUAAAUAUCGAGUCAAUUAAACAGUUUAUAUUGUUAUUACAAAAUCAGGAUAACUCAAACAUGUUCGAUUUUCAAACUAUUGUUUCAGAUUUAAUCAAGCAAAAUUCCUCGGACUAUUUUAAAAACUUGUUGAUCAAUUUGAGAUUGCAUAGAACACAGAAAUUAUAA